This is a messenger RNA of Protopolystoma xenopodis, 498 nucleotides long. The record is from the annotation of a GenBank genome assembly. NCBI's taxonomy places the organism in Eukaryota, Metazoa, Platyhelminthes, Monogenea, Polystomatidea, Polystomatidae.
UGGCAUCGCCCUAGCAACCAUACUAAUUGGCGUCUUGAGCAUGAGAAGUCGUUGUCGGCUUUCAAUCUGCUCACUUAUCCCUCAGCUCAAUCAGGUGAGUUAAGCGGAAGCACUGCAAGCUUGAAUACUGCAAAAAGAAUAGGCCCAUCGCCUGAACUAACCUGCCGUCUAGCCUCGGAUCAUUCAAGCCUCAAUAAGUCAUUACGAAGUACCAUCAUUGCUAGUCACUCCAGCCUUCAAAGGCCCCUUGACAAGAACAUACUUGAGAGACAGUCGGCAACAGACGGGUCCAUUCUUGCAGGAAUUUCUGCUCACAUCGGCACAAAAACGGUGUACAAUCAGUUCAAGUUGAAGCAGACACGACUGCACCAAAGCCGACGCAAAGUACCGAUGUCCAGAUCGUCAGAAGUCGGCUCAGGCGAGCACACGGAGGUCACUCAAACUGUCACCUUCGAUCGAGAUUCCUUGAUGUUUUCGAGCCUAAAAUGCUCGUUCUGA